AUGUGCGAGUGGUACCGACGCAACUACGCCUGCGGGCACCACUUCACGGGCGCCUCCGAGUGGUGCUACCGGUACAGCCAGACGCAGAAGCGGUGUAAGGUGGUGGUCACGCAGGUCGACUACGACUCCUCUGUAUGCAAGAGCUGUAUGAAGAAGGGCGUCAAGACCGAGGUGCCCUGGGAGCACAUGAUUGACCGAUCCAAAUUCGAUCCCAACCAGGAAUGA
Molecule: messenger RNA, 225 nt
Organism: Colletotrichum paranaense
Lineage: Eukaryota; Fungi; Ascomycota; Sordariomycetes; Glomerellales; Glomerellaceae
Exons: 1
Coding region: 1-225 (74 amino acids)
Source: RefSeq, a predicted model, not a curated record